Molecule: messenger RNA, 2497 nt
Organism: Microplitis demolitor
Lineage: Eukaryota; Metazoa; Arthropoda; Insecta; Hymenoptera; Braconidae
Product: longitudinals lacking protein
Exons: 9
Coding region: 198-2420 (740 amino acids)
Biological process (GO): regulation of transcription by RNA polymerase II
Cellular component (GO): nucleus
Molecular function (GO): protein binding
Source: RefSeq, a predicted model, not a curated record
ACCUCGUUCGAUCGUUAAAGCCAGAGGAGCAGCCAUUGUGUAAAAAGAACCCAAGACGCUCGGAUAGUGCACGCAGAGGACCGGAUCGCCGGACGUAGUUUUUCCUUUUUUUAAACUUUUGUGAUAAUUUAUAGACUGUGCCAACGUAGUCCACCCUGACCAUUAUUGAUACGAAGCUGCAACAAAGACACGAUAUCAUGGAGGACGACCAGCAGUUCUGCCUUAGGUGGAACAACCACCAGACGACGCUUAUACAAAACUUCGAUACAUUGCUGGAAAGCGGUACACUGGUUGACUGCACCCUAGCAGCGGAGGGGAAGUACCUAAAGGCCCACAAAGUUGUCCUCUCCGCGUGUAGUCCAUACUUUGAGGGUCUUUUAAGCGAACAUUAUGACAAACAUCCAGUCUUUAUCCUUAAAGACGUUAAGUUCAAAGAACUCAAAGCCAUGAUGGACUACAUGUACAGGGGAGAAGUAAAUAUUUCCCAAGACCAAUUGGCAGCGCUACUAAAAGCCGCGGAGUCCUUACAAAUAAAAGGGCUCUCUGAAAGUAAAACUGGCGGCAGUGGUAGCACAAGCGGCAGCAGUAAGGCAGAAACAAGAUCCCAAAAGACUGCAGCACCUCAACCUACUGCUCCAUCGUUGGACAUUCCUCACCCGUCUUCCGGCCUCACCAUUGAGAAAAACAGUAAAGUUCCACGUCAAAGUCUGGCACAAACAUCUGUUGGCGAUUUACCUGAAGACUCUGCAAGCCCCUCAUUAUCAAAAGGCAUUUCCUCCAGGGAAGGCUCAGUAAGUCCAAACGGACGAAAACGUAAAAGAUAUAGGAGAAGAAGCUUGAACGAUGACAACCCAAUUGACAACCACGAAACCUCGAACUCGAGCGACAUGUCUCAUCAACCGAUGAACGUGCCCGCUCUUGGUGUAGCACCGGUAGCUGAUGAAAAAUCAAUGUCUGAAUCCGCCGACUCACUUGGCAGAUCAGCUCUCAUGCAACAACUAACCAAACCCGCCGACGAAAUGCUACAGAUGCCUGUUGAAAAACCUGAGCCUAAUGAUACCUUGAUUGAGCCAAAGUCUGAGUACCUGGAGGACCCUGAAGAAAGUGUUGAGGACUUGACGCUUGAUGACGACUUAAAUGACAUGAAUGACUUAGAACCAGAUAACAACCGAGCCGGACCGUCCCAUGAUUCAUCUCACCCUGGCAUUGCAUCGUGGCACGUAACUGGUGACCGAAGUAACGCUGGAGGCGUUGUCGGUUCAGUAGCUGGUGCACCAGGAUCUAAUGACGAAGUCUUUAUGGCAGCCCAGGAAGCAGCCAACGCUCACCGCGACUCUCAAGAUUGUAAGCCGGCCGUGACAAUAUUUAAAAUAAAAAAGGAACCUCAAGAAUUUACAGAAGAAUGUUCUCAAGAAAUAUUUUCGACGAUUAAAAUUGAAUCUGUACAAUACGCAUGCCCUAAUAUUAAUUGUAACCGUGUAUUUGAUAAACGAAAAAGUCGAAAUACCCAUUUUUCAGUUCACUGCAGACACCGACAUUAUGAAGAAACUUGCAUCCGAAUUGGGGACGUCAAGUACGCAUGCUCAAAUGAAAAUUGCGACCGCGUGUUUACGAGUAAGGACUCACGGUAUAUUCACACAAAAUAUCACUGCGGAAAACCACCGAGAUUCAAGUGCCCGCACUGUAAUUACAGAUCAUUGAAGAAACAAAAUAUUCAGGCCCAUGCCAAAAGGCUGCACUUUGAUGACGACACCCGUGUGAUUGAACUCUACAAGGCCUCGACAUCGGGCGCUGAAGGCCAGGACGCAAAUGACAGUUUUGAAGCUUUUGAAACAUUUCCGAUGCUUGAAAUAAUUCCGAAAAUCGAACCUGAUUUAAUUGACGUCAAGCCGCAGCCGCAGCAACUGGACAUCAAGCCGCGGAUAAGGGUCAAGUCGAAUAUUGAAAUAAAGUCGGAGAUAAAUGUGUCGACUGUUUCGGGUGUUGGGAUAUUCAGCUGCCCGAAUUUGAACUGCGGACGAACUUUCAAAAAUAUUGCGUCGCGCAACAGACAUCUCAAAAAAAUUUGCAACCAGAAACCGAAUUUCAAAUGCUCGCGCUGUGAAUUCAAAGCUUUACUGCGCGAAACUGUUGAAGAUCAUGCCAAGAAAAUGCACCGCAGAUGCAAAACUUCAGUUAUUGGGUUGAUUAAUCCUGUGGCAGGUGAACUAAUUUGCCCUAAUGAAAACUGUCAGAAAGUUUACGCCAGCAGAAAACGACUUGAACAUCACGUCAAGUAUGACUGCAAGAAACUUUUGCCGAGAUUCAAAUGCUACUACUGUCAAUUCAAGGCAUUUUUCAAGAGCCAGGUUAAGAAACACGUGAUCCGAAAUCACCCAUCGCUAGAAUGUCGGCUCAUAAAUUUAAUUUCUGAUGAUUAAGAAUCUAUAUACUAUCCCUAUUUACUAUAUACUUAAUUACAAUUAUUAUUAUAAAUAAUUACACAAUCAAUACGGAG